Molecule: messenger RNA, 4075 nt
Organism: Calypte anna (Anna's hummingbird)
Lineage: Eukaryota; Metazoa; Chordata; Aves; Apodiformes; Trochilidae
Gene: PLEKHM2
Product: pleckstrin homology and RUN domain containing M2
Exons: 20
Coding region: 45-3050 (1001 amino acids)
Biological process (GO): Golgi organization; lysosome localization; regulation of protein localization
Cellular component (GO): endosome membrane
Molecular function (GO): kinesin binding
Source: RefSeq, a predicted model, not a curated record
GGCGACGGGCGGCGGCAGCGGCGAAAGCGGCGGGCGGAGGGGCCAUGGAGCCGGCGGAGGUGAAGGACCGCAUCCUGGAGAACAUCUCCCUCUCCGUUAAGAAGCUGCAGAGCUACUUUGCUGCCUGUGAAGAUGAGACUCCAGCAAUCAGAAACCACGACAAGGUCCUGCAGAGGCUCUGUGAACAUCUGGACCAUGCUCUGCUCUAUGGCCUGCAAGACCUUUCCUCAGGCUACUGGGUGCUGGUGGUUCACUUCACCCGCCGGGAAGCCAUCAAACAGAUUGAGGUGCUUCAGCACGUGGCCACCAACCUGGGACGCAGCCGGGCAUGGCUGUACUUAGCCCUCAAUGAAAACUCCUUGGAGAGCUACUUGAGGUUGUUUCAGGAGAACCUGAGCCUGCUGCACAAGUACUAUGUCAAGAAUGCCCUGGUUUGCAGUCAUGAUCAUCUGACCUUGUUCCUAACCCUGGUGUCUGGCCUGGAGUUCAUCCGCUUUGACUUGGAUCUGGAUGCUCCUUACCUGGACCUGGCCCCAUACAUGCCAGAUUACUACAAACCCCAGUACCUGCUGGACUUUGAGGACCGUCUGCCCAGCUCAGUGCAUGGUUCUGACAGCCUCUCCCUCAACUCCUUCAACUCAGUCACCUCCACCAACCUGGAAUGGGAUGACAGUGCCAUUGCUCCCUCCAGUGAAGAUUAUGAUUUUGGAGAUGUCUUUCCAGCAAUGCAGACCAUGCCCAGCAGAGACUGGGAAGAUGGAGACCUCACAGACACACUCAGCUGCCCACACUCCACCACCUCGGAGGCCAAUGGCACCAAAGCCUCUGUGAAGAGCCCCACGCAGCGCUACAACCCCUUCAACGAGGAGAAGGCUGAUGCAGCAUCCUCCACUGACACCACACCAGUGCACACAGCUUCCCAGGAGAAAGCAGAAGCCACUCCUGAAGGGACAGACCAGUCCGAGAGCUGCACGGAGCUGGAGGUCAUCAGGUUAGCCAAGAAGAAGAAAACAGGCAAGAAGAAGAAAGCCAAGCCCGAGGAGCCAGUGAACACCCCUGGGCCUGCAGUGCCUGAGAGCCACCAGGCCAGCGGUGACAGCGGUGUCAACGGGCUGAGUGACAAAGAGGAGCCACAGGGUGGUCCCCCAGCCCCGGGCAGCGGGCAGGAGGAGGGUGGGGAAGGUUCUGCCCUGGGCCAGCUGGCUUUGCGCAUCCCCGAGAUGAAGGACACGUCCAUGGGGAGCCUGGGGCAGCCUCUCAGCAAGGUGGUGGAGAGGCUGAACGGGCAGCUGGACCCCGGGGGCUGGGUUGCCCCCCUGGAGCCCCCCGGGCAGUCCUUUCGGACUGGCACGCCAGGGGACACCCCGGAUGGAUCCUCCUCUGGCGACUUUAGUGAGGGGAUUUCAGCCCCCAUGGACUUCUACCGCUUUACCGUCGAGAGUCCAAACGCUGCUGCAUCAGGUGGUGGCCACCAUGACCCUCCAGGGCCUGGCCAAUCGUCACAUGUUUCUGGUAGCCCUGAGGCUCCUGAAGAAAAAGAAAGCGGAGAGGGAGAAGCAGUUGAGGCAGUAAAGGAGUCUGAAGGGACCAGUGAUGGACCUCAAACUGGCCAGACAGAAAUUCCUGAGCCCCAGGCUCUCCACGAGCCAAAGAAGGAGCAGCCCAGCCCUUCCCCAAGCAGUGCUGAGGACUCUGGUGUGGAGGAAGGGCAGGGCAGCCCUUCAGAGCUGACCCAUCCCUCUGAGUUCAGGGUGGAUAACAACCACCUCCUCCUGCUGAUGAUCCACGUCUUUCGGGAGAAUGAGGAACAGUUGUUCAGGAUGAUCAGAAUGAGCACUGGGCACAUGGAGGGGAACCUGCAGCUCAUCUAUGUCCUGCUGACUGAUUGCUAUGUCUACCUGAUCCGCAAAGGGGCAGCAGAGAAGCCGUACAUGGUGGAGGAGGCCGUGUCCUACAAUGAGCUGGACUACAUUUCGGUUGGGUUGGAUCAGCAGACAGUGACCGUGGUGUGCACCAACCGGAGGAAGCAGUUCCUGCUGGACACAGCGGACGCGGCUCUCACCGAGUUCUUCCUGGUCUCCUUGAAGUCAGCCAUGAUCAAAGGGUGCCGGGAGCCUCCAUACCCCAGUAUCCUCACAGAUGCCACCAUGGAGAAGCUGGCACUUGCCAAGUUUGUGGCCCAGGAGUCCAAGUGCGAGGCCUGUGACGUGGUUGUGCGUUUCUAUGGCCUCGUUCACUGGGAAGACCCCAUGGAUGAGGCACUGGGACCCACCAGCAAUAGCUACACCUCAGCUGAAAACACUGUCACCAAGGAUGGCAUCCUGCACUACAAGGCAGGGACCUCCUACCUGGGCAAGGAGCAAUGGAAGACCUGCUUUGUGGUGCUUAGCAAUGGGAUCUUGUACCAGUACCCAGACCGCACGGACGUCACCCCUCUGCUCUCCAUCAACAUGGGGGGUGAGCAGUGUGGGGGAUGCCGGCGCUCCAACACCACCGACCGGCCCCACUCCUUCCAGGUGAUCCUGACGGAUCGGCCCUCCCUGGAGCUGAGUGCUGAGAACGAGGAGGAGAUGGCUGACUGGAUGCAGUACUUGUGCCAGGCUGUCUCCAAAGGGGUGAUCCCCCAGGGUGUUGCCCCCACACCUUGUGUCCCGUGCUGCCUCGUGCUGACAGACCAGAAGGUUUUCACCUGCCAUGAGGACUGCCAGACAAGCUUCUUCCGCUCGCUGGGCACUGCGGAGCUGACGGACGUCACCGCCAUCUCCACCGAGGCCAGCAAGGAGUACUGUAUCCUGGAGUUUGCUCAGGACCGUAAGCAGUUCCUGCCCCCUUGGGUCCUCUACUUUAGUUGCACUACAGAACUGGAGAGGUUCCUCUCGGCGCUGAACUCCACAUGGAGGAACAUCUACCAGGUUGAUCUCCUGCACAAGGCCAUUCUGGAUGCUGCUGUCAAGAAGAAGUGUGAGGAUGCUCAGAGCCUCAUCAACAGCGCCUGGCAGCGCAGCGACAGCCUCUGCCGCGGGCGAGCAGAGCGGGACCCCUGGUGUUAACCCUGGCUGGGGGGAAGGGCAGCUGACAGGGACCCAUUUUGGGAGAGCAGGGACACACCUGGAUCCGGGCUGUCCCCGCAGCCAACUUGGACCCCCCGGAGCCCUCCUGCCACUGCUUGGUCCUCACCAGCAGCAUCGCCUGCGGGCCUGGACCCCCUGUCCUGUCCCCACCACGCUCUCCAGCAGGCUGGGGACAUCCAGCACGUUUUGGGGAGCAACCGGACGCUUCAGCGGGCUGGAGGCGAGGCUGAGCCCACACCCCCCUCAGCCAAUGGGCAAAAGAAAUUUGCCUUUUCACAGAAUAAUAUCCCACGAGGAAUGAGGGGGAGAGGGGGAACCACCCACCCCCGUGGCGGUGUGGAGCUGGAGUGAGGAGUUGUUCAUUUUUAGAACAGGGUAGAGGCGUGGAGGUGGCGGGAGGGGAACACUGGAUCGUUACCCUGCAUGUUUCCUCCUUGCUAACACAAUCACCAGGUACGGCGACGUUUCGCCUCCUCCUUCUCCUGGCAUCUCCCAAUGCUGGGGAGGUCACACCUGGGGCCCUCCAGACAUCACAAAACCACUCCCCAGCCCCUCACUGAGAUUUGAGGGUAAGGAAGUAAGAAGCGGGGCCAGAAAUUUGGCCUUGAGCAACCGAGUGUGGUUUUAGGAGAUGUCAGAAGGCAGCUUUGAGGUUUGGACGCUGGCCCCACGUGUAGGGGGAGAGAAGAGCUGGAGUCUGAUGUUGUUCAGGUGUCCUAUGGGAUGCUGUCACACAGCUGCCACCAAACGUGUCCCCAUCUUCUCAGCUUGCUGCAUCCCAGGCUAGCAAGGACCCGUUGCCAUUUGCCCUCCACAGCAAGCCCUUUGGGGGCACAACCCCAGCUUUUAAUUAAUAAUAAUCCAGAGACCUUCUCAUGUAAUAUAAAUUCACGGGGCCUUUUUCUGGGGGGGGGAGCAAACAUGACUGAAUGUAUAUGUAUAUACAUCUACUUCCUUCUCCCUUCCCUGAAUAAAAACUCCUGGGUAACUCAGAUUUGGCCCUA